This is a messenger RNA of Drosophila persimilis, 446 nucleotides long. Its product is annotated as small cysteine and glycine repeat-containing protein 8. The transcript is spliced from 3 exons. Lineage: Eukaryota; Metazoa; Arthropoda; Insecta; Diptera; Drosophilidae. Bases 1 to 435 code for a protein of 144 amino acids. The record is from RefSeq and is a predicted model, not a curated record.
AUGUUCAGCAUACGCAGUGUGGGCCCUCUGCUAAUGGCCAUGGCCCUGCUGAUUGGCCUGGUUGUGGCCAAACAGGAGACCGCAGCCCGUCAAUUUGGUGGCCAGAAUGGCUUUGGGAAUGGCUUGGGGCCUGGCCUUGGACCAGGUCUCGGUCCAGGCAUUGGAUCCGGAUCCCUUCCACCCUGGGGACCACCACAGCAGCCCGGCGGUGGCGGCAUCGGUGGCGGCGGCGGUGGCUGUCCGCUCUGUGACUCUUCGGUGUACAGCUAUUGCUCCCACAAGAUGGUGCAUGACUCCUGCUGCUGCGAUUUUCCAGCAUCUGCCCCGCAGCUGCGGCCACCGCAGUGCUCCUACUACGACUGCUCCCUGCUGUAUGCCAAAUCCUGCUACGAGCACGCCCUCAUCAAGAACUGCUGCUGCAAUAAUCCCUACUGAGGGGAAGCAGA